This is a messenger RNA of Geodia barretti, 899 nucleotides long. NCBI's taxonomy places the organism in Eukaryota, Metazoa, Porifera, Demospongiae, Tetractinellida, Geodiidae. The record is from the annotation of a GenBank genome assembly.
CUAUGGGCCGGGCAGGGCUUGUAAGAUCAUACACGCAUGCGCAUAUUUCAGCACUGAUUUUCAACAACGGUUCUCCUACAUCCCCUGUCCAUUAUAGUCUCCAGACUUGGUUCGCUAAACUAGAGCAAGAUGGUGUCUCACUUGUAUCAGCGACGUGGCUGAGGCAGGUGGUUAAUGGACUGAAGAACAUCAGAAUACUAGACGCCUCGUGGACCAUGUCGGGAGAGGGGAGGGCGGCCUUCCUGGGUGAGAGAUUGGCUGGGGCCCAGCACUUUGACAUUGACGAGGUGUCAGAGCAGAGUUCUCCCUAUCCUCACAUGAUCCCUUCCCCUCACCGCUUCCAGACCCUCGUGGCCAAGAUGGGAGUGGGUAAUGGAGAUCAUGUGGUGGUGUAUGAUGGACACAGUGAGGGACUGAUGGCCUCUGCUAGAGUCUGGUGGAUGUUCAGAUUGUUUGGUCACGAGAGAGUGUCGGUGCUGGAUGGGGGUCUGAGGAGGUGGAAAUUUCACUGGUUCCCCACAGUCUCAGGGGAACCCCACACACCAGAGGCCACUAAUUUCACUGCAUCUUUCAACCCUCACUUUCUCAGGAAUUAUGAGCAGAUGUUGGAUAACCACACAUCUCGUCACAAACAGGUUGUAGAUGCACGUAGCAGUGCCAGGUUCAAAGGUGAUGUCCCGGAGCCCCGCCCCUCUCUGCCCAGUGGAGGGAUGAAGGGAGCAGUCAACCUCCACUACAGCAGACUACUGGAUGCUCAGUGGGGUACUGUCAAGACCAGGAGCCUUCUGGCCUCAGAGUUCCAGAGGUCAGAAGUGGACUUAACCCAACCAGUGGUUGCCACAUGUGGUAGUGGUGUCACUGCAGCUAUCAUUGCUCUAGCUGCACACUCUCUCAACACC